Molecule: messenger RNA, 2083 nt
Organism: Strongylocentrotus purpuratus (purple sea urchin)
Lineage: Eukaryota; Metazoa; Echinodermata; Echinoidea; Camarodonta; Strongylocentrotidae
Exons: 6
Coding region: 100-591 (163 amino acids)
Source: RefSeq, a predicted model, not a curated record
UUCACUAUCAAGGUUUGCUGGACAACGCUCAACUGUUUAUCAUCUUUUCUCAAAAUCAUCUUAAAGUGAAGAUAGUGGCGAGACAAGAAAUAAAUCACCAUGGCGAUUAUACAAAGAUGUUGUUGUUUCUCUAACGUCAGGAGCGGUUCCAUGGCCUGUGGCAUCUACUCAUUAAUAUCCAGCUUCAUCUAUAUAGCGAUGACGUCCUUCAACUGGGCUGGGUAUUUCAGCGCUGUCAACAGUAAAGAUAUUACAGAACCGGGUGCUGGUGGGAUGUAUGCAGCAGCAUACAGUAUUAAAAUUGCCGUCGCCGCUUUUCUUCUCAUCGCAUCCAUUGUUCUCUUAGAUGGCGUGUCCCAGAACAACAGGACGAAGUUGAUUCCUUACAUAGUGGCGAUCACGGUUCUUAUGGUGUUACAAACCAUUGCAUGGGUUAUCUUGUUAUUGAUCGCGGCCGCGUCUGCUGGAGUUGUCGUGAUCUUUGUCGUCUGGCUCCUAUUUACUGCCCUCAACAUCACGUGUCUAAUUUGCGUCAUCUCGCAAUACCAAGAACUUAGCGAAGGUCGAGGAAGGGCCAGUGGUGUGGCAUAACCAUAGAAACAUGAAACUUUCGACGACAAAAUCAUCCUUCUAGGCAUCGUUUAACGAACCGGUUAUGAGUACAAGUUCACAUUUAAUAGUAUACAUGCACUUUCUCACAGGUUACACGGCAAACGCUGAACAAUACAAGUGCAUACCGACGACGGGGUGCGGGCGCGCGUGCGUGCGCGAAGUUAACGACUGCAAUCUCAGAUCCUCAUUAAAUUCAUGCAAGUAAUUCACAUAAUGUGAAUUGAUGAUGAUCAUUAAAGUCACUGAAAUGUGCUGCUUAUUACACUUUACGUCAUCUUAAGAAAAACACGCCACGGUUUUGCCGCGUAAUGUCUGAUCGAGCCUUUAGUCGUAUGGGGAAAGGGAUUUAAAGAAGACUAAACAAAACAUGAACCCUCAUUUUCGUUAUAAUCCAUUAUAUAAUGUAAAUAUUUCAGCUGCUCACCGAAAUAUAUUUGUUACUAUCUUUCUAAUAAGUUUCUUUUAACCGAGAGUAUUAUCAUUCUUAAGUUUAUGUUGACGCUGCAGCACAAUAGUGCACAGUAUAGGUAGCUCUUGAAAUAAUAGAUAAUGAGGCUAGUAUCAAAUUGCUGUACAAAUGAGGCUUACGUACAACACACAUUUUAAAUCCAUGAUCAGCGCCCAUAUUCAUUAAACAUUCCUAGACCCCGUUCUCGACUAAAUAUGUUGAUGUACUACGUAAUUAGUUGACAGUUGUCAUUGUAGUUCUGUACGACGUUUUGCAAAUAUAUCUUUUUAAUGGGGGAGGGAGUGGGAGGGGAUGGGAGAAUACACAAACACAUUCUUUCAAGUAUAUUUUGUUAUUCUCGAUCAUAAUUAUAUAUGAAAAUGUUUUUCUAAACAGUUUAUAAAAAAGUACUUAUGCUUUCGUUUCAUUAUUGCAAUUUAUAAUAUUUAAAAACAAAUCUGGACUAUCAACCUGUUUCGUGCAUAACUAUUUUUUUCAUGUGCAGUAGAAAUAUUACACUAAUCAGUCUCACAGGUUUAUUGAUAGGCAUUAUCGGUUGCCACUUCAAAAGCUGUAUGCCAAUGCAAUAGACACGCUUUAUAUUUCUCCUUCGAAGAAAUAUAUAUUUGUAAAUAUAUUUUAUUAAAUUUCCUUUAACCAAGAGUAUAUAUCAUUCUUAAGUUUAUGUUAAUGGCUGGAAUCAGAAGGUUGUACCAAAUGAGGCUUACCUGUAACAUACAUUAAAAUCCAUGAUCAGGGCUCAAUUUAAUUACACUUGUCUAGAUAUGUUGAUGCACUACGUAAUUAGUUGACAGCUGUCAUAGUAGUUCUAUACGAUUUAUUUUGCAAAUAUGUAUUUACAAAAUUUCCUAUGUAAUUUAGCCAUAAUAUGUUUGAAGCUUAAUGUGCAUGUACAGUAGAGUUAAGAUCUUACAGUAGUUAGGAUGAAAUGGAAAGCAGAUUUUGUCUGCAGGCACAUACUCUAGUUGGACUCUUGACCACAAAUCCUAAAGCCAUGAGCAG